This is a messenger RNA of Lodderomyces beijingensis, 3381 nucleotides long. The record is from the annotation of a GenBank genome assembly. Lineage: Eukaryota; Fungi; Ascomycota; Pichiomycetes; Serinales; Debaryomycetaceae.
AUGCGUUUUUCCAGCUGUUUGUCGUUCGUUAUCUUUUCAUGGGGGGUGGUCGAGGCAACUGUCAAAAAAGUUGAAACAACCACUAGUGUGGUGCAGAGUAACUACUACGAUUUCACCGCCAAGUAUAACUUGGAUCCCAAGGAGCCCGAGUGCUAUGGCCAGACUGUUCCAUACGACAUCUUCCUGAGCGCUGAAAUUGUGGCCAAGGGUACCACCAAGAAAGUCGACACCGUCAAGAGAACUAUUGCCACAAAGUACUACCCAAAAGCUGACUUUGUGGUGAAAAAAGUCGAAAAAGUCGACGACAAGUACUACAAAAUCCACUUCAAAUUCAAAACGACAUAUGAUGCUACUAAAUUGUUGGCGUUUGCCGGCCAGAGUACCUUUAACGUCUACUGUACAUCGCUUGACUCCAAAUGGAUGGGUCUUCUCUACCUUUACGGUAAGUACACAGAUGCCUCGUACAAGAACCCUUUCGACUUUGAAGCAUCAGUCACCGUUAAACCAAAGCAGUACGGUGAUUACUUGUGUUUGCCAGAAAAUUUUGCAAUUCAGUACAUUCUCACCGUCAAGAAUACCGACUGGAAGAAUGUUUUUGAGCCCAGCUUCAAGUACACAUUGGACAAGGACGUGAGUAAAGUUAACAAGAGGACCAUUUUCAAGACCCUGUACCUGUACCCUGAGUUUGAUGCUCACAAGACUUCUGAUUUAACUAUACCAAACUACUGUUGGUUAGCACCCGAUUGUGAAAAAUACAAGCCUGUUGUGACAACUCUGUCAAAAGAGCCAGUUAAAACCAGCACCACCGAAAAGGAAAAACAGGUUUCCACCACCACCGCAAAACACGAAGUUAAAACUACGACUGAAAAAGAAGUCAUAACUACCACUGACAAACACGAGGUUAAAACCACCACUGACAAACAUGAGGUCAGCACCACCAGUGACAAACACGACGUGAAGACCACCACUGACAAACAUGAGGUCAGCACCACCAGUGACAAACACGAGGUUAAAACCACCACUGACAAACAUGAGGUCAGCACCACCAGUGACAAACACGAUGUGAAGACAACUACCGAGACUACUAAGGAAAAAGAAGUCACCUCCGAAAAGGAGAAGGAAGUGAAAACUACAAGUACCUCAAUAAAACCAGAACCAACCCCGGAACCCGAGGUUGUGGUUGAAGAAGAAGAGGAGGAGUGCACUACCACUGAGGAGCCCACCACAUACAUUCCAGAGCCUACCCCAGAACCAACACCAGAACCCGAAGUUGUGGUUGAAGAAGAGGAGGAGGAGUGCACUACCACUGAGGAGCCCACCACAUACAUUCCAGAGCCUACCCCAGAGCCAACCCCUGAACCCGAGGUUGUGGUUGAAGAAGAAGAGGAGGAAUGCACUACCACUGAGGAGCCCACCACAUACAUUCCAGAGCCAACCCCAGAGCCAACCCCGGAACCCGAAGUUGUGGUUGAAGAAGAAGAGGAGGAGUACACUACCACUGAGGAGCCCACCACGUACAUUCCAGAGCCUACCCCAGAGCCAACCCCUGAACCCGAGGUUGUGGUUGAAGACGAGGAGGAGGAGUGCACUACCACUGAGGAGCCCACCACAUACAUUCCAGAGCCAACCCCAGAGCCAACCCCUGAACCCGAGGUUGUCGUUGAAGAAGAGGAGGAGGAGUGCACUACCACUGAGGAGCCCACCACAUACAUUCCAGAGCCUACCCCAGAACCAACCCCUGAACCCGAGGUUGUGGUUGAAGAAGAGGAGGAGGAGUGCACUACCACUGAGGAGCCCACCACAUACAUUCCAGAGCCUACCCCAGAACCAACACCAGAACCCGAGGUUGUGGUUGAAGAAGAAGAGGAGGAGUACACUACCACUGAGGAGCCCACCACGUACAUUCCAGAGCCAACCCCAGAAACCUCAACAAAGGAGAGAGAAGUUAAGACUACCUCCGAAAAGAAGAAGGAAGUCAAGACUACAAGCACUGAACUGAAACCAGAGCCAACACCAGAGCCAACCCCUGAACCCGAGGUUGUGGUUGAAGAAGAGGAGGAGGAGUGCACUACCACUGAGGAGCCCACCACGUACAUUCCAGAGCCAACCCCAGAAACCUCAACAAAGGAGAGAGAAGUUAAGACUACCUCCGAAAAGAAGAAGGAAGUCAAGACUACAAGCACUGAACUGAAACCAGAGCCAACACCAGAGCCAACCCCAGAGCCAACACCGGAACCCGAGGUUGUGGUUGAAGAAGAAGAGGAGGAGUACACUACCACUGAGGAGCCCACCACGUACAUUCCAGAGCCUACCCCAGAACCAACCCCUGAACCCGAGGUUGUGGUUGAAGAAGAGGAGGAGGAGUGCACUACCACUGAGGAGCCCACCACAUACAUUCCAGAGCCAACCCCAGAGCCAACCCCUGAACCCGAGGUUGUGGUUGAGGAAGUGGAGGAGGAGUGCACUACCACUGAGGAGCCCACCACGUACAUUCCAGAGCCAACCCCAGAGCCAACACCAGAACCCGAAGUUGUGGUUGAAGAAGAGGAGGAGGAGGAGUACACUACCACUGAGGAGCCCACCACAUACAUUCCAGAGCCUACCCCAGAGCCAUCACCAGAACCCGAAGUUUUAGUUGAAGAAGAAGAAGAAAAAGAGGGCGAAAAAGAAGAGGAAGUCACAAAAACAUCAACGGUUUGGUCAACUUCCGUAGGAAUACCACCUUACACCAUCUACUCACCUGAACCUUCUACUUCACAGGCUUCCAUCUCAUCAUAUGAAAAACCAGUUGUGACCGAGGAAACUGUCAUUGAAGCUGUUACAAAGAAGAUCGAGUCCUCAACAAUAGUCAAAACCUCCACCAUCGAGGAAUUUGUUGAAAAAUCCACCACAGAAAUUAAGUCCAAAGAAGUUGUCACCACAAUUACUGUUGACGAAAACCUCACAAUCACCACCACUAUCCACCCCGAGGCCAAGACGACAACUAUUGUUGAAAAACCAAAGACUACCCUUUACUUUGAGGAGAGUGAGUUUGACGACGAAGACGACAUCGAGGAAGUUUGUGAGGAUUUAGUGGAUGAAGUUCUUUCAUUAGGAGCUACUACACAGACAUUGACCGAGGGAGACUCAACUACCACUGUUACUGAGGUCAUCACGUAUUAUAGUACUUUGAAGACCUCAACUACCGCUGCCCCAGUAGUUGCAAAAGAAACUAGUGAACUUCCCACUGAGUUUCCAACAUCGUAUGUUGCAGAAGCUAGCGGGUCUGUCUCUGCAGAAGCAAGUCCAGUUGCGCCUGCCUCUGCCGAUGUUUAUGAAGGAGCCGCCACCAGAAACAGCGUUACCGGCGCUGUUUUUAUGUUGGCACUCUUCUUGAUGUAA